Stegodyphus dumicola is the source of this 4540-nucleotide messenger RNA. It is a transcript of the gene Nmdar1, whose product is annotated as glutamate ionotropic receptor NMDA type subunit 1. Gene Ontology annotation, molecular function: ligand-gated monoatomic ion channel activity; signaling receptor activity. The record is from RefSeq and is a predicted model, not a curated record. Lineage: Eukaryota; Metazoa; Arthropoda; Arachnida; Araneae; Eresidae. Gene Ontology annotation, biological process: monoatomic ion transport. Gene Ontology annotation, cellular component: membrane.
CCUCGCAGUUUCAGCGCCCGCGUCUUGGGUAUGGUGUGGGCAGGAUUCGCCAUGAUAGUUGUAGCAUCUUACACUGCCAAUUUGGCAGCUUUCCUCGUUUUGGACCGACCAGAAACGUCCCUCACAGGCAUCAACGACGCGAGGCUGAGAAACCCAAUGGACAACUUUAAGUAUGCAACGGUAAAAGGAAGCUCGGUGGAUAUGUAUUUUCGACGGCAAGUGGAACUAUCAAACAUGUACCGGACGAUGGAGGGAAAGAAUUAUGACAGUGCAGAAGAAGCCAUAGCAGCUGUCAAGUCAGAUGCUCUGAGCGCGUUCAUUUGGGACUCGUCCCGCCUGGAGUACGAGGCCGCCCAGGACUGCAACCUGGUGACUGCCGGCGAGCAGUUCGGCCGCUCCGGCUAUGGCAUCGGGCUGCAGAAGCAUAGCCUAUGGGCAGACCAGGUCACCCUGGCGCUGCUGGGAAUGCACGAGAGUGGUUACAUGGAAGAACUGGAUAAUCGCUGGAUUUUACAAGGCAGUGAGACGUGCGAAAAAAACGAAAAAUUUCCCGCUACUCUGGGCUUGAAGAAUAUGGCAGGGGUCUUCAUUCUGGUCGGGGCCGGCAUCGUGGGUGGCGUCGGCCUCAUCAUUAUCGAGAUCAUUUACAAGAAGCAUCAAACGAGAAAACAGAGAAGACUAGAAGUGGCUCGACAUGCCGCAGACAAGUGGAGGGGAGCCGUUGAGAAAUCGCCGUUGGGCACUGUUCCCAAAUCCCUCUUUUCCAAAGGCGUGAACAAAGAGGAGAAGAAGAAAACCUUACGCGCCACUCUGCAAGCCCAGAAGCGACUUCGAGCCAACGGUAUGGAUGCACCCUACACCAUCGAGCAGGGAAUGCUAGGACUCAUGGCUCAACCGAGCAGCCAAGGGGCUCCCGACCGCAACAGACCAGCCCCUCGCAUGAGACUAGGACAGCCCAUGGAACUGGAGGCUAUCCGAACCCCGGACAUCGACACGGAUAUUCAGCACCUUCCACCGCCUCCACCGCCCCCUGCUUCGAGUCCUGCAGUUCGGAUGCGGGAGCCACCACCCAUUCCACCGCCCGUUGCAAGCCCUGCAGUCCGGAUGAGAGGUGGAAGGAUACCUUACAGUCCGCGAGGCAACCAACCAAAAGAAACCUUUGACAUUCCAGUUUAAAAGGCACAUAGCAUUCCUUCUCCUAAUACUUGCUUCCACCUCAUAAAAAACAUUGUCGCUCCCUAUGUGUUAAAUGAUUCCAGCAAAAUCUCUCAUAGCAAAGCGGAAAAGUCACCAAUAUUUUAAGGAUAUCGUCGAGUAAUUGAAAUUCCGAAUCAGACUUCCAAAUGAAAGUCAAUUUGUCAUGUUUAUUAGAAGACACAAUUAUAGUCGAAAACCAUUCUCUUUAACUCCAACUCCAAUAAUUAGUCACGCGAUUUCAUGCUGUUCGAGUGAUGCAAAACUUGCAGCAAUUGUUAAUAGGGAAUGCUGCAAUUCUGCAUAUUUGGUCUAACGCUUUUAAAAUGCUAGGAUACAUAUUAAGGAAAGAGCAUUCACGCGCGAGCUUGUUGCUUAGCUCUGCUUUAGAUUUGUAUCUAAAAUUCGUUUCUUAUACAUUAGCAAGCACAUCCAAACAGUUUAUUAAAAUGAAAGAAUAGAUUCAAAAAUUUAACCAAUUGGAAACUCAUUUCCUUUUUAAAUUUUUGCUGUUAAACUAGUUUAUUUAUUUAUUCCAAAUUGCUUGGCAUAUUCUUGCAAUUGUCAUAGACUUCGCCUUAAAAAUUUCUAUUUGAUAUUAUAACGACUUCUUUUAGGAGGGAGGGGAUAUCCGAAUAGGACUAAAAACAAAACACACAAACUUAUACUAGCAUAAAAUAAAACUUUAAAAAAAGACCAGAACCAGAAAAAAGAACAUUAAAACAUAAGAAAAUCUCUACUAUAUGCUUAAAAGUGUUACGCUGUUCCUGAUUUACUCUGUUUCUGAUUUUACCUGAAAGUAGUUGGACAGAAUGAUUAAAAGUCAUAUUGUAAUAACGUAGUUCUUUUUCAGAACUCUCGAAAUCAUAGUACACUGGCAUACUUUCCGCCGGAAAUGGCAAAAACAAAAUGCUAGAUAGUCUUAUUAUACCAAUAUAAUGUCUUUCCAAAAUAACUAAGGCGUAUAAAAUUCUUCAGAUGCCUGAAGUUCAUUACACCGGCAUAGUUUCCUUUAAACUAACUUCAACAAUAUGUUUCGAAAUCUUAUUUCACUAAUGUGAUUUAGUCAAAAAAGACAGAAUAUUGGCAUUCAUCUAAAUGUUCGAAAAUUUAAUAACUGGCACAGUAUUCUUAAAGGAUUAAGACAAAUGCUCGAAAAUCUUAUUACCUUAUACCACAGUUGCUUUGCAAAAAGACUAUAAUAUUAUUAUUAUUUUAAAUAUCUGGAAAUUGUAAUACACCAGUCCAAAUUCCUCCAAAAGUUAGCAAAAGUGCGUGAUUUCAAAUACACUAGGAUAAAAAUCUGUGAUUCGGAAAUAACUAAGAUUUGAUUAUCUAAUACAAGCACUUUUUCUGCGUCAGGUACUUUGAGAGAUUCUCAUCAUCUCUGUCCUUUAGAAAAACGAAGAAAUGCCUGUCGGAUAUUUAGGACUAAAGUCACCAAUAUUUUUGCGGCUUACUACAAAGCACGCAUGCGCACAAAAGGCAUAAUACGUUCAAUAGCAGCUGCUGUAGAACUUCAUUAACAUUAAAACAAAACUGCUUUGCGCGUGGUGUUUGCUCGAGCAAAUAGCAAGCCUCAAGAACUCAACAGAACCUGAUAUAUUUUACUCGCUUUUAUGGAAUAUUUUUUUGUGAUUGCAAGCAUUUCUGUUCAGAACUUUUGACGUCACGACAAUGGACAAAAGUAAUCAGUAGGCAGAAUCUGCUGGACAGAAAUAUAUGUCGUCGAACCUCAGGACUGCAUAAAGGCGAGGAAAAAUCUCCAUAGAAAAAUAGAUUUUUUUUAGAAUCACUGUAAAAGUUUCUCGCAUGCCCGUUAGAAAAGUUGGAUGCAUAACUCAAACAUUAAUGUAAAUUCACCAGAAACAGAGUCUUGAAAUUAUUGCCAGUUGCAUAUAAAACAAAAAAUAUUAUGUGGAAAUGUUCCUUUAAGCUAAAAAAGGUGUCUUUUCAAGAAAUUAAUUUCAAAGUAUUUGAAUCUAGUUUCCUUUGCAGACAGAACUAAUGGAGGUCAUAUCUAAUGCUUAAUGUAUUAUGCAUUUUCCUUUUAUCUGCACUUCAAGUAACUGUAUUAAAGAAUUAAAUAAAUCUUCUAUUGGUGGUUUCCUAAAUGUCAAAACCAUUUUUAGUAUGAUAAAUUCAUUUAAAACAUCAAAGAAAUGCUGGCAGAAAAAUACUGAAAGUAAAUAUAUCACAUUUAGUAGAAGUUUUGUAAGUUAAAUUUUCAGUUUUAAAUUGAAUUUUAAGUUUUAAUAAAGCUAAACUGCGCAUUAUAAUUUUUAUUCAAAUUUUUACAUAGAUGUAGAAGAAAGAUGUAAAACUAUCAGAACUUUAAAACUGCUUGAAAAUACUACAAAUUGAGUAAAGUCUUAGCCAGCUCUGUUUUACUGUAUUGUGGAAAAUUCUCAACGGCUAUCUGCCUUAAAGGUGAUGCCCUCGUAGCAGAUUUCAUAAAAAAGGCCUGGUGUUUAUUCACAUUACAGAUGAGGAAAACACCAUAGAGGCAGCCAGUUAAGAUCACUGGGUUCUAGAAGACUGUCACUAAAUGAUGAUAUUCACUUUACCACUGAGAACUGAUUCGAAUUAAAGAAGUGAUUCCUACAAAAUUAAUAGUACUACGAUUUAUGCUGUUAUUCAUCAGCAAAUAUAGUUUCCAUUACCUUUUUAUAUAUGCAUUAAAGUGGAUACAGGUACAAAUGGAAGAAAAGUUUGCAACGAAAUAAGAAUACCAAAUAUUAUUUCUCUAUCAGAUUUGAUAUACUAUGCAGAGAAGGGGUAAAUGUCAAAAAUUCAAAUACAAAAAAAAAAAAAUAAAUAAAAAAUAAAAAAAAGUUUUAAAGAACUUUGUGGUUCCGUUAAUAGUGCAAACUUAACUAUGUUUAUAAUUUAUAUAUUGUACCUUUUUUCAACGCCUUGCAAACUGUACGAAAUGGAUAUCCGCUUUCUAUGGGGUGCGAGGAACUUUCCGUAGAUUUCUACUAGGAUAAAGACAGAAUCAUCUACCAAGAAAUCAAAAACUGUACGGAUUCUUUAGGAGCUCCAUUUCAUUAUAUGUUAAAGAUUUUAGAUAUAUAUUAUCUAUACAUAUAUAGUAUAUAUAUAUAUAUAUAUAAUAAAUAUAUAUACACAUUGGAAUAUUUACAACUCUUGGAGUGGUAAGCAACGCAAAAAAGAAAAGUACUGAGAUUAAAUAAAAAGUUUUAAAAACAUUCGCUGAGAGCUUCUUAAAAUUCUCGAGAAAAAGUGGAAGAUGUGUGUAACGUUCCUAUGCGACUUUGAAUGUUUAUAACUUUGGAUGUACACAGCGCAGCAAAAAAAAAAAAAAAAAAAAAAAAAAAAAAAA